AUGGAUACAAGCAAAUUUAGCAAUGGCAGAUUCUUGAGAGCUCUUCUUACUGUGCUUUUCGUUCUCUCUGUUAGACGUUCUUCCGGUACCAUAGACAUAAUUACACCAACCCAAAACAUAACGGAUCCAGAGAGUCUAGUCUCUGCUGGGGGUUUUUUCAAAUUAGGCUUCUUCACCACCGGGAAUUCUACUAGUCGGUAUGUCGGGAUUUGGUAUAACAACAUCCCUGAGCAGACAAUUGCAUGGAUUGCCAACAGAGAUAACCCGUUACCGGACUCAUCUGGGGUGAUAAGGAUUGCGAAUGAUGGAAACCUUGUGGUGGUGGAUGGACAGGAAAAGAUUUUCUGGUCUACAAAUAUUUCAACUAUUGCACAAAAUUCUAGUGCCAAGCUCUUGGAUUCAGGGAAUCUAGUCUUGCAGCAAGGAAGCUCAACAGAUGGCGACAACAAUGGGUCGGUGUUGUGGGAGAGCUUUGAGCACCCUUGCGAUACAUUCUUGCCCAAGAUGAAGAUUGGUACCAGCACAAAGACGGCUGAGAAGCAACUGCUAACAUCAAAGAAAGGUGAUUCAGAUCCUUCCACUGGUAGAUUCACUGCAGGUGUUGUCCCCUUGAACAUUCCUGAGGUGUUUGUCUGGAAUGGUUCUCUCCCACACUGGAGAAGUGGGCCAUGGAACAAUCGGAUCUUUUUAGGGGUGCCCGACAUGUACUCUGUUUACCUCGACGGAUUCAAGAUGGAUAGAGAUGCUCAAGAUGGAAGUGCCCACUUGACAUUCUCUUAUGUCAGUUUACCUUUCUUGUUGGUGAGAUUUGUUCUGGAUUCUGAAGGCAAGUUAGUAGAGUAUGAUUGGGGUCAAGAGAAAAAGAACUGGACCAUUGGCUGGUUAGCCCCAAGAACAGAGUGUGAUAUCUAUGGAAAGUGUGGAGCAUUUGGGAGCUGUAAUGCAUUGGAUUCGCCAAUCUGUAGUUGCUUGAAGGGAUUCAUCCCAAAGUCCGUAGAGGAAUGGACUAAGGGAAAUUGGUCAAGUGGGUGCAUGCGCAGGACAGAGUUACAAUGUGAAAGAAAUAACACCAGUAGUGAAAAGGAGAAAACAGAUGAAUUUUUGAAGCUGAAAAUGAUGAAAGUUCCAGAUUCUGCAAACUGGUCCGCUGCAGCUGAUGCGAAUGAUUGUGAGAAACAGUGUUUAAGCAACUGCUCCUGUGUCGCUUAUGCAUUUGACAUCAACAUAGGGUGCAUGUCUUGGAGUGGAAAUUUAAUAGAUACCCAGAAAUUCUCCACUGGCGGGGUGGAACUUCACAUUCGUUUGGCAUAUUCCGAAUUUGGCAGGAAACAUUCAAAAGCAGUUAUCAUCACGGUGGUCAUCGUCGUAGGAGCUGUUACCCUUGGUGUCUUAGCCUGUUGUGUGUUGAGGCGGAUGGCUAAACAAAGGGGGCUGAGGAAGAAAGGCGUGGAUGGGGCAGAGGUAUCUAAAGAAGUAUCAGACGGAGUAUUGCAUGAAGAUAGCAUAAUAACACAACGAGGAAAAUGCACAGAUCUACCGGUAUUUGAAUAUGAGGACCUUGCAAUUGCAACAGACAAAUUUGACCUCGGAAACAAGCUUGGAAAAGGUGGUUUUGGUGAAGUUUACAAGGGGAGAUUGCCAGAUGGCCAAGAAAUAGCUGUGAAAAAACUCUCAAAAACCUCUGGGCAAGGGUUAGAAGAGUUCAAGAAUGAGGUUGCAGUCAUCUCUAAGCUCCAGCAUAGAAAUCUUGUCAAACUCCUUGGUUGCUGUAUUGAAGGGGAGGAAAAGAUGUUGGUAUAUGAAUACAUGCCCAACAAAAGUCUAGAUGUUAUUCUCUUCGAUCCAACCAAACGAACAAUUCUAGAUUGGAAUAAACGUCUCCGUAUCAUUGAAGGGAUUGGCCGAGGACUCCUUUAUCUUCACAGAGAUUCCAGAUUAAAAAUUAUUCACAGAGAUCUGAAAGCAAGUAAUAUAUUAUUGGAUGAAGAGCUUAAUCCCAAAAUUUCGGACUUCGGCAUGGCGAAGAUAAUUGGAGGCACUGAAGAUGAAGCAAGUACCAGAAGGGUGGUUGGGACAUAUGGUUAUAUGUCUCCUGAAUAUGCCAUGGAAGGGCGAUUUUCUGAGAAAUCCGAUGUCUUUAGCUUUGGGGUUCUGCUUUUGGAGAUUGUAAGUGGGAGAAAAAAUGGUAGCUUUUAUCAUCUGCAGGAAUGCUCGAGCUUUCUGGGACAUGCAUGGACGUUAUGGAACGAAGGGAAGAUUUUGGAGUUAAUCGAUCCAACAAUAUUAUGCGAACCACCGUCAAUUGAGGAGGAGGUACUGAGAUGUAUCCGUGUGGGACUGUUAUGCGUUCAAGAAUUCCCAAAAGAUAGACCAACUGUGUCUUCCAUAAUGUCCAUGCUUAGCAGUGAAAUUGCAGAUCUUCCUACACCAAAACAGCCUGGGUUUAUAGAGAGGCUGGUUUCCUCUGAAACAGAAUCGUUUCAAAGGAACCAAAUGAUAUGCUCUAAGAACGAUGUUACCAUUACAACUUUAGAGGGUGAAUACCGCACCGCCAUUCAUGCUAUGGCCCUCCAGAUGUGCAUCCACCGCUGCGAUGCCAUCGACCAAAGGGCUACCAAUCAGAAGCUCCAGGGUGAGCUCAAUCGGACUCAGGGUGAGCUCCAUCACACUCGCAAGGGGAGUGAAUCUCAGGAUCUGCUCGUUCACGACCAGGAGGCACAGAUUGCCAGGUUUUCUGAAGAGAGCGUGCGUUAUAUGGAGGAGUCAUCGAGGGUGGAAUAUGGCUCGAGUUCAUACCGCUCUGGGUUUAAACUCUGCCGGUGGUUGGUUCAGAAGAAAUUCUCCGGACUCAACCUUGACGGUGUCACUAUGAAGGGCCUGCCUCCCGAGAUGGCGGACCAGGCGGAGGAAGAGGAGCCCGACUCUCUGGAGGAUGAAGACGAGGAGGCAGAUCCCUGA
Messenger RNA from Nelumbo nucifera (sacred lotus), 2958 nucleotides. RefSeq names its product G-type lectin S-receptor-like serine/threonine-protein kinase At1g11300. Gene Ontology annotation, cellular component: plasma membrane. Gene Ontology annotation, biological process: protein phosphorylation; recognition of pollen. The record is from RefSeq and is a predicted model, not a curated record. Lineage: Eukaryota; Viridiplantae; Streptophyta; Magnoliopsida; Proteales; Nelumbonaceae. Gene Ontology annotation, molecular function: protein serine/threonine kinase activity; ATP binding.